AGGAACGACUAAACCAUUCGUGAUUUUAUGUAAUGAUAUGGGGGAAAUCUUAGAGUAUAACAUUUUCAGGCUUAUCAAAACAACAUUUAUAUCUGUAUACUCUUAAAUGUCAGUCUGCAGAGAUUUAAUUGAAUGGAAUUGUACAUGAAUAUUUGAACAUUUAUACGGUCUUAAUUGAUUAUAUUUGAACGAGCUUUUAUGUUAACUGAUAAAAUGUUUAAAAGGAAACAAAGUACAAAUAAAGGCGCACACUUUAUUUUUUUACCGGUUGUAUCAUAGAGGUUGAUAAAUCGCAAUAACUAUUUUGAAACGUUUUUAGUGUUAUUAUAAAAAUGGCUAAACAUAGAUUAUUUUUUCUCUAUUGCUACGGUUUCCUGUUAGUAGCAUUUCAGGUCAGAGGGAAGCAUGCUGCCACCAUACAAGCAUACGAGACAGACGGUGAAGGGACAGUGCUGUUCAAUGAAACAGGGCAUACCAACUGCACAGUUACAUCGCUCAGUCCAGCCCAAACUUGGACAUAUGUGACCUUCGAUGAGCACAAUUCCCUGGUCAUCCAGAGACCGUUAGAUCUCGAAGUUCUUAAUCUGCAGGGAAACACUACGACACUGACAGUUAAUUAUAAAUGUGACGGAGUUCAACAGAAUGCCAGGCUGCACGUUUUACCGGUCAAUGAAUUCAAUCCAAUAUUUAAGGGGUCACCAUACACGCGCAUUAUAGCAGAGGGCACUGCGGAAGGGACAGAGGUGAUAUAUCUAGGGAACAAAUGGUCGGAUGAAGACAAAGUAAAAUAUGGAGUUGCUUCUAUAUUUAGAUUGCAUCCCUACACCAUCACAGCUUUUGAUGGAAAGCAGCAUUUCAAGAUGGACAAUGUUACAGGCAAUCUCACUACAACAACUGUUUUCGAUUAUGAAAAUUUGCGAUGGAGAAACUAUUUUAUGCUAAACGUUUCAGUUGAGGAUGACGGUGGUCGGGCCUCCUACACCACAGUGAAUGUUACUAUACAGGACAUAGACGACAAUCCGCCAAAAUUUACAUGUAAAGUAACAUCAGACCAAUGUUAUAUAACAGCCUAUACAGCCGAAACUCAUAGAUUCUUCCAGGGCAGUCUCGAAGUUUCUCCGGAGCUUAUUCUUGCUAAAGACAUCGACACAGGAAUAAAUGACAAAAUACUAUACACGAUAGACAGUGAAGAUAAAUUCGCAACGAACCUACAGAUCAACAAUUACACAGGAGCAGUUGAAGUUAUCGUGCCAUUUGCUAAUUUGACUAACUGGACUGAUGCUGAAAUCGUGAACAUUUCUCUGCAAGUAACGGCGACUGAAGAUUCGGAAAAUUCUCACCAUACGAAUAUUAGCCUUACAGUUCUUGUGUAUCGUGAGUUACCGACAACAACUUCGUUGCCAACCACAACAACAACACCAGCAAAAUCAUCAACAUCUACAACCACUGUCCACAAAAGUGAGCAACCGUCACAGAUUGAUUACAUUUUGAUUGUUGAAAUUGUCGUUCCUGUUUGCGCGGCUGUCGUAAUUGCAAUAAUUUUCGUCUGCGUAAUCAGAAAUUGCAAGAAGAAACAAAGAGACACCAGAUACAAACUCGGAGAGAGUCAAAAACAGGAAAACCUUCGCAAAUCAGAAAGUUUUGACCAUGAAAAUAUUGAUGUCAUUUCGUCUACCCCUAUAAAUCCAUAUGAACUCAUUAGCAUGUACGCAAGAAUGGGUUCAAACAAAAACAGUCAGGAAAGUAGCCCUAAAUCAAGCAAAACAGAAGACAAAGCACCAUCUGGAAAAGGAGAAAGUCACGAUGACAUAUAUGAUAACGCUACAAUUUCAGCUAGUGAAAGAGAAGUCAAUAAUGGAGAUCUUUACACUAAAGUGGACAAGCGUAAACCAAGAAGGAGACAGAAGCAGGCCUUGGCGUUUGCGAUUGACGCAGUUGAAACUGCUGAAGAAACAGAGCAUGCAAUGGAGUCUGAAACGUCUGAACCUGAUCCAGGAGUAGGCCAGUUUAAUAACAUUUCUGAAACAAAUAGAGGAAAUUUUGAUAAUUCAAGGGAAAUUACUGAUACGUCUAUGAUGAAAGACGACAUGGAGGCAGAUCGGUACUACAUAAAUAUCGAGGAGGUUAAUGAAGACUCUAAAGAGUCACCUUGUCUAUCUAAGCUGACUCCCGGAGGCUACAGUACUUAUGAUGAUGCAGAUGCAUUUUAGUUCAUGAAAAGAGCGGAAGUAUUCUAAUUAUUCAGCAUUUGGAACAAUUAUGCAGAUCUGAUGUAUACUGCCGAUUAAAGGUCGAUGUCGGGCCAAAAAGCACUGGAAUUAAUGUUUACGUUUUAAGUGUGACAGCCUGUUAACCCGAGUCCAUCUCAAUUUUAAAACUCUAUCUGGAAGCCAGUCGCAGAAAAUCGUUGCAAUUGGUAUUUUUUCAAAUUGUUCUAAGAAACAACCAAUAAUCUGAGUCUAUAAACCAAAGAGUUUUGGAUUAGUUUCAAGAUUGUGAUGUGUAACAGGCCCUGGACUAUGUAUUUGUAGAUUGUAUUUUGUUAUGUAUUUUCAAGAUUUUAAUGAAUUAUUUAUCCAGUUAUGUGUUACUGUGAUUAAGUCAGUUUUUGACUUUUUAACUUUAAGUAAAUGUAUCGUGACAUUUUUAUUGUUCCAAUGAAAACACAACGUUAGGGGAUGGAUUUAAUUCACAUUUCAGGGCUGCUUCUUCACUGUGUUGGACAUACAUCUACAAAGGUUGUGCUAAUCAAUGACGACUGUGGCGAAUCAUACGAAUGGAUUAUGAAGAAAUCGUUGUUGACGGAUUCUGACGUCCAAGAACAAUGCCCUUGAUCAUUAAGCUUUAUCUUGUGUUCUGUACCAGAUUCAAGUCAUAUUUGUAUAUGUUCAUGUAAAAUGACUUCUUAGCGGAUUAGAUUGUUUACCAGUCCGCAGCCAGCGAAACAUCGCUUUAAUUUCAAUAUCCUAAAUCUAAAAAGGCAAGUUUGUGGCGCAACUUUAUUACCGUAUAAUCUUUCUUACUUCGAUUAUGAUCAAUCAACGUCCGUGUUUUGCAAAGAGAGACUAUGAUUCAAAAGAGUAUAGCUAGAUCUUUUUCUUCCUGGGAGGGCCGUAAACAAUGUUGGAAUAACUUUUGACCCAACUCAUUUGUAUGUAGAUGUUUGAAUGGUUGUAUAAAUGUGAUGAUGUAUGGGCGUACAUAUACAUGUACAUGUGUAUACAAUAAAAUGUGAUUAAACUGAA
Mercenaria mercenaria is the source of this 3245-nucleotide messenger RNA. RefSeq names its product protocadherin Fat 2-like. Gene Ontology annotation, molecular function: calcium ion binding. The record is from RefSeq and is a predicted model, not a curated record. Gene Ontology annotation, cellular component: membrane. Bases 333 to 2210 code for a protein of 625 amino acids. Gene Ontology annotation, biological process: homophilic cell-cell adhesion. The transcript has 11 exons. NCBI's taxonomy places the organism in Eukaryota, Metazoa, Mollusca, Bivalvia, Venerida, Veneridae.